Molecule: messenger RNA, 5399 nt
Organism: Microtus ochrogaster (prairie vole)
Lineage: Eukaryota; Metazoa; Chordata; Mammalia; Rodentia; Cricetidae
Gene: Bcl9l
Product: BCL9 like
Biological process (GO): negative regulation of transforming growth factor beta receptor signaling pathway; canonical Wnt signaling pathway; positive regulation of transcription by RNA polymerase II
Cellular component (GO): beta-catenin-TCF complex
Molecular function (GO): beta-catenin binding; transcription coactivator activity
Source: RefSeq, a predicted model, not a curated record
GCACCCACCGACCCUGACCUGGUUAUGCCGUCCAGCUCCGGCCUGGCGUGAGGACCCCCAACCUGUGCGAGGUACAGAAGUGGAGUGGGGAAGGCCAACGUUCCACAGAGGUUAAGGUUAGACUUCCACAGUGUACCUUGUCGGGCCCCCUUACUGGAGGUCCCAGCCUAGCGUCUCGCAGCUGAGCAGGGAGCAGGAGUGUGCACAGUCCCUGCUCCAGUACCGAGUACCUGUCUGGGCCCUGGGCACGCACAGGGGCCGUAGCCCCACUGUGUGUGGGAGCCAUGAGGAUCCUGGCUAACAAGACAAGGUUACCCCACCCCAGGAGGCGAGAAGCUCCAGGGAGUCCGCCGCUGUCCCCUCGCGGCCACUGUCCCCCUGCCCCAGCCAAGCCAAUGCACCCAGAAAAUAAAUUGACCAAUCAUGGCAAGACAGGGAAUGGAGGGGCCCAAUCCCAGCACCAGAAUGUGAACCAAGGACCCACCUGCAACCUGGGCUCCAAGGGCGUGGGGGCGGGGAGCCAUGGGGCCAAGGCCAACCAGAUCUCACCUAGCAACUCAAGUCUGAAGAACCCCCAGGCAGGGGUACCUCCUUUCAGCUCACUCAAGGGCAAGGUGAAGCGAGAGAGGAGUGUGUCUGUAGACUCUGGAGAGCAGCGGGAGGCUGGGACUCCAUCCCUCGACUCAGAGGCCAAAGAGGUGGCACCCCGGAGUAAACGGAGGUGUGUGCUUGAGCGGAAGCAGCCGUAUAGCGGGGACGAAUGGUGCUCCGGGCCAGACAGCGAGGAGGACGACAAGCCCAUCGGGGCCGCCCACAAUUGUAAUGUAGCAGAUGCAGCCAUGGCGGCCCCACAGCUGGGUCCUGGCCAAACUGCCCAACUGCCCCUCAGUGAAAGCAGUGCACCAGGCCCCCCACAUGGCCCCCCGCCAGGGCUUCGACCAGACGUCCCUGGGGGCGGGGGCGGGGGCGUCCCAGGAAAGCCUCCGUCACAGUUUGUGUAUGUCUUCACUACUCACCUGGCCAACACGGCCGCAGAGGCCGUGCUACAAGGCCGGGCAGAGUCCAUCCUCACCUACCACCAGCAGAAUGUGCCCCGGGCCAAGCUGGAUCAGGCCCCGAAAGUGCCACCCACCCCAGAGCCACUGCCCCUGAAUACACCUUCAGCAGGUACACCACAGUCCCAGCCACCUCCAUUGCCACCACCACCUCCAGCCCCGGGCAGUGCCCCUCCUGCUCUGCCUCCAGAGGGACCUCCUGAAGAUACCAGUCAGGACCUGGCCCCGAACUCCGUGGGAGCUGCUAGCACAGGUGGUGGGACUGGGGGCACCCACCCUAACACGCCAACAGCAGCCACUGCUAACAACCCCCUGCCUCCUGGAGGAGACACUGCCAGUGCCCCUGGCUCAGCCCUCUUGGGGGAGGGCACCCCCACAGGAAAUGGGCAGCGGAACCUGGUGGGCUCCGAGGGCCUGUCCAAAGAGCAGCUGGAGCACCGUGAGCGCUCUCUCCAGACGCUGCGAGACAUUGAGAGGCUGCUGCUCCGCAGUGGGGAGACUGAGCCCUUCCUCAAGGGGCCCCCUGGAGGAGCCAGCGAGGGGGGCCCACCAGCACAAGCUCCCUCUGCCGCUCAGCAGCCUCCCUCCGCCCCUCCCAGUGGGCUGAAGAAGUACGAGGAGCCCUUGCAGUCCAUGAUCUCACAGACACAGAGUCUAGGAGGCCCCCCACUGGAGCAUGAAGUGCCCGGGCACCCCCAGGGUGGGGACAUGGGCCAGCACAUGAACAUGAUGAUGCAGAGGCUGGGCCAGGACAGCCUGACACCUGAGCAGGUGGCCUGGCGCAAACUCCAGGAAGAGUACUACGAGGAGAAGCGGCGGAAAGAGGAGCAGAUUGGAUUGCAUGGGGGCCGUCCUCUGCAGGACAUGGUGGGCAUGGGGGGCAUGAUGGGGAGGGGGCCCCCACCUCCUUACCACAGCAAACCUGGGGAUCAGUGGCCACCUGGAAUGGGCGCCCAACUCCGAGGACCUAUGGAUGUCCAGGAUCCCAUGCAACUCCGAGCCGGACCUCCCUUCCCUGGUCCCCGUUUCCCGGGCAACCAGAUGCAAAGGGUGCCUGGAUUUGGGAGUAUACAGAGUAUGCCCAUGGAGGUACCCAUGAAUGCCAUGCAGAGACCUGUAAGACCAGGUAUGGGCUGGACUGAAGACUUGCCCCCUAUUGGGGGACCCAGCAAUUUUGCCCAGAAUGCCGUGCCCUAUCCAGGUGGGCAGGGUGAGGCAGAGCGAUUCAUGGCCCCGCGUGUCCGGGAGGAACUGUUGAGGCACCAGUUGCUAGAAAAGCGGACAAUGGGCAUGCAGCGCCCCCUGGGCAUGGCAGGGAGUGGCAUGGGGCAGAGCAUGGAAAUGGAGCGGAUGAUGCAGACACAUCGACAGAUGGAUCCCACCAUGUUCCCGGGGCAGAUGACUGGUGGGGAUGGCCUGGCUGGCACGCCCAUGGGCAUAGAGUUUGGUGGAGGCCGGGGCCUCCUGAGCCCUCCCAUGGGACAGUCAGGGCUGAGGGAGGUGGACCCACCUAUGGGGCCAGGCAACCUCAACAUGAACAUGAACGUGAAUAUGAACAUGAACAUGAACCUGAAUGUACAGAUGACGCCCCAGCAGCAGAUGCUGAUGUCACAGAAGAUGCGAGGCCCCGGGGACAUGAUGGGGCCUCAGGGUCUCAGUCCUGAGGAGAUGGCUCGUGUUCGGGCUCAGAAUAGCGGCGGCAUGAUGGGGGGUCCACAGAAGAUGCUUAUGCCCUCACAGUUCCCCAACCAGGGCCAGCAGGGAUUCUCUGGGGGUCAGGGACCCUACCAAGCCAUGCCCCAGGACAUGGGCAACACUCAAGACAUGUUCAGCCCUGAUCAGAGUUCAAUGCCCAUGGGCUCCGUGGGCACCACCCGGCUCAGCCAUAUGCCUCUGCCCCCUGCAUCCAAUCCUCCUCCUGGGUCUGUGCAUUCAGCCCCCAAUAGGGGGCUGGGCAGACGGCCUUCAGACCUCACCAUCAGUAUUAAUCAGAUGGGUUCACCGGGUAUGGGGCAUCUGAAGUCACCCACCCUUAGCCAGGUGCACUCACCUUUGGUCACCUCACCCUCUGCCAACCUCAAGUCACCCCAGACUCCCUCACAGAUGGUGCCCUUGCCUUCUGCCAACCCACCAGGACCUCUCAAGUCACCCCAGGUCCUCAGUUCUUCCCUCAGUGUGCGGUCACCUACUGGCUCGCCCAGCAGACUCAAGUCUCCCUCCAUGGCGGUACCUUCUCCAGGCUGGGUCGCCUCUCCCAAGACAGCCAUGCCUAGCCCUGGGGUCUCCCAAAAUAAGCAGCCGCCUCUCAACAUAAACUCUUCCUCUACCCUGGGCAACAUGGAACAGGGUACCCUCCCACCAAGCGGCCCUCGGAACAGCUCCUCAGCGCCUCCUGCCAACCCUCCCAGCGGCCUCAUGAACCCCAGCCUACCGUUCACAUCCUCCCCAGACCCCACACCUUCCCAGAACCCUCUGUCACUGAUGAUGUCUCAGAUGUCCAAGUAUGCCAUGCCCAGCUCUACCCCGCUAUACCACAAUGCCAUCAAGACCAUCGCCACCUCAGAUGAUGAGCUGCUGCCUGAUCGACCCCUGCUACCCCCACCCCCACCACCGCAGGGCUCUGGACCAGGCAUCAGCAACAACCAGCCCAACCAGAUGCACCUGAACUCUGCUGCUGCCCAGAGCCCCAUGGGCAUGAACUUGCCAGGCCAGCAGCCCCUGUCCCACGAGCCCCCACCGACUAUGUUGCCCUCCCCUACCCCUCUGGGGUCCAACAUUCCACUGCACCCCAAUGCACAGGGGACAGGGGGCCCUUCUCAAAACUCAAUGAUGAUGGCCCCGGGAGGCCCAGACUCCUUAAAUACCCCUUGUGGCCCUGUGCCCAGCUCCUCCCAGAUGAUGCCCUUUCCUCCUCGGCUACAGCAGCCCCAUGGUGCCAUGGCCCCCACUGGGGGUGGGGGCGGGGGGCCUGGCCUACAGCAGCACUAUCCCUCAGGCAUGCCCCUGCCCCCAGAGGACCUGCCCAACCAGCCACCUGGUCCCAUACCCCCCCAGCAGCACCUGAUGGGCAAAGGCAUGGCUGGCCGCAUGGGCGAUGCGUACCCACCUGGGGUGCUCCCCGGAGUGGCAUCUGUACUGAACGACCCAGAACUGAGUGAGGUGAUCCGGCCCACCCCUACCGGCAUUCCUGAGUUCGACUUGUCCAGGAUCAUCCCCUCUGAGAAGCCGAGCAGCACCCUCCAGUACUUCCCCAAGAGCGAGAACCAGCCCCCCAAGGCCCAGCCCCCCAACCUGCAUCUCAUGAACCUGCAGAACAUGAUGGCGGAGCAGACCCCCUCUCGGCCCCCCAACCUCCAGGGCCAACAGGGGGUUCAGCGGGGGCUCAGCAUGUCCAUGUGCCACCCUGGACAGAUGUCCUUGCUGGGCAGGACAGGUGUGCCCCCACAGCAAGGCAUGGUGCCCCAUGGCCUGCACCAAGGGGUCAUGUCCCCACCACAAGGCCUCAUGACCCAGCAGAAUUUUAUGCUGAUGAAGCAACGGGGUGUGGGGGGCGAGGUCUAUACCCAGCCUCCCCACAUGUUAUCCCCACAGGGCUCCCUCAUGGGCCCCCCACCCCAGCAGAACCUCAUGGUGUCCCACCCUCUGCGGCAGCGCAGUGUGUCUCUGGACAGCCAAAUGGGCUACCUCCCAGCGCCGGGCGGCAUGGCCAAUCUACCCUUCUAGCAGGCCCCUCAAGGGGCUGGGGCUGGGGAUACUGAGAAUACGUUGACUUUAAGAAGUUUUUUUCCUCCAGUGUUGGAAUGGAUGGCCUGGGUCCAGGGGUAGGGUGGAGGGGUGGGAGGGGGCUCGUGUGGGGAGUGGCAUUUGUGGAAACCUGAUGUGCUGGCAGCUUGCGGGAGAGGCAAGAGUCGGGUGGGGAGUUGGAAUUGGGUUUGACCAGGACGGCCCCUCCCCCACCCUUCCUGUUCCUGUGGGGCUUCUAUUUCUCUCUGUCUUUCUACUUCUCCCCGUUUUCAGCUAUGUUUUGGGGGCCCUUGGGGAGAGAGGAAGGAGAGGAGGGGGUCUUCCAUCUUCUGUCCCUUUGGAACUGUCACCUCAUUGGUGCUCCAGGUCCACUGUCCCCUCCCAGUUUCUCUGCUUUCCCCCGCCCCCUGUCUUCAUUUCCUCUCCUGCUGACAUGGCUGACCUCCUCUCCCACGCCCCCUGCAGGCAGCUGGCCAGGUGGGCAGGUGCCAGCGGAGCUGUAAAUAGAGCUGCGCUUUAGUGCCGGUUUGUGCGUGUGCCGUAUUUCUGUGUUUUGAUAGAAGUCACACACAAAAAAGAAAAAAUUAAAAAAAAAAACCC